CUGCCGCGGGCUCAUUCCGUCUGCAACUACCGCUUUCCCCUCCCCCGUUCCCGUCGGGGUCCUUCCCAUAGCUAAAGGCUACUUCUUCUUGAGGUCUUAGUGACCUCCACCUCUGAGCUCCUCGAGUACUCGCUUUUUCCGUCUCUGCCAGGAUUAUGCUUGACUCCCUCCCCGGGGCGGGUUGGUGGAGUCAGGAGAAAGAAGUCCUUACAAGCCAAAGCGGGGAAAUCCGGGAAUACUUCCGGCCCUUAGGCUCAGGAAGGUAGCGCGCAGGCGCUCGCUGCGACUCCGGCGCGGUUGACUUCCGCUCCCACUGUGCUCUGCGAGCCGAAUCAUGGAUCACACUGGUAAAGCCAUUGAAGAUUCCUUUUAAUAUCUGAAGGACAAGAUUAACUGGCUACAACAGUCUCUCUUUUUUAGUCAGAAAUACUUUUUGAGCAAGAAAAAAGUCUUCUGUCAUGUCUUUUGGCCGUUGCAUUGCCUACAAUGAGUUACAAGGCACUAAUAGUUCUGGAUCGUUGGGUGGUCUUGAUGUUCGCAGACGAAUUCCUAUAAAACUCAUCUCCAAACAAGCAAACAAAGUCAAACCUGCACCUCGAAUUCAAAGGACUAUAAACAGGAUGCCUACAAAGGCUCCAACUGGUGAUGAAGAAGGAUUUGAUUAUAAUGAAGAAGAACGGUAUGACUGUAAAGGGGGCGAACUGUUUGGAAAUCAACGAAGAUUUCCUGGACAUCUAUUUUGGGACUUUAAGAUAAACAUCUUAGGUGAAAAGGAUGAUACACCAGUUCAUUUCUGUGACAAAUGUGGCCUGCCUAUUAAAAUCUAUGGGCGAAUGAUUCCAUGCAAACAUGUUUUUUGCUAUGACUGUGCUAUUUUACAUGAAAAAAAGGGAGAUAAAAUGUGUCCAGGCUGUAGUGAUCCUGUGCAGCGAAUUGAACAGUGUACACGAGGUUCUCUCUUCAUGUGUAGCAUUGUUCAAGGGUGCAAGAGAACUUACUUGUCUCAGAGAGACUUACAGGCUCAUAUCAACCAUCGCCACAUGAGAGCUGGAAAACCUGUUACCCGGGCUUCGCUUGAAAAUGUUCAUCCUCCUAUUGCCCCACCACCAGCUGAAAUCCCUGAGCGUUUUAUAAUGCCACCAGACAAGCAUCAUAUGAGCCAUAUUCCUCCAAAGCAGCACAUCAUGAUGCCACCUCCUCCUUUGCAGCAUGUGCCACAUGAGCACUAUAAUCAGCCACAUGAGGAUAUUCGUGCUCCUCCAGCAGAAUUGUCCAUGGCUCCACCACCACCUCGUUCGGUCAGUCAGGAAACCUUUCGUAUUUCAACAAGAAAACACAGCAAUUUAAUAACCGUCCCUAUUCAGGAUGACUCAAAUUCAGGUGCUAGAGAACCACCUCCUCCUGCCCCAGCACCUGCUCACCAUCAUCCUGAAUAUCAGGGUCAACCAGUGGUAUCUCACCCUCAUCAUAUUAUGCCUCCACAGCAACAUUAUGCACCACCACCCCCUCCUCCACCACCAAUAAGCCAUCCAAUGCCACAUCCUCCCCAGGCUGCAGGUACUCCUCAUUUGGUAUAUAGCCAAGCUCCACCUCCACCAAUGACCUCUGCUCCACCACCAAUAACCCCUCCCCCAGGACAUAUUAUUGCCCAGAUGCCACCUUAUAUGAAUCAUCCUCCUCCAGGACCUCCCCCACCUCAACAUGCUGGUCCACCUGUAACUGCACCCCCUCCUCACCAUUAUAAUCCUAACUCUUUACCCCAGUUUACUGAAGAUCAAGGAACUCUCAGCCCUCCAUUUACACAACCAGGGGGAAUGAGUCCUGGUAUAUGGCCUGCACCAAGAGGGCCACCUCCUCCUCCACGAAUGCAGGGUCCGCCUUCUCAAACCCCACUUCCUGGACCACAUCAUCCAGAUCAGACAAGAUAUAGACCGUAUUAUCAAUGAUAAUAGUGUUCUGAACUGAAGACAUGAGGAAAAAAACUUACUUAUAGUCAGUCUUUUCAUUAAGCUUUGACUUUUGGGAAGGAAAAGUACCUCUUACCAAGGUGGCUAUAAAACACAUAGGGUCUAUUGUUUUGUAAAAUGGUUUUCAAUCUUGACCUUAGGAUUGAUUUCAAGCACUAUACUGUAGUGCAGCUAAGUGGCUUGAUUGAGCACAGCUAUAUUUUAACAGCUUUAUUCCCCCAGUGUGGUAAAUUGACUCAGAAAUGACCAUUUGUAAAAUGAAAAAUUUUCAUUGUUCCACUUUCAAAAGUAUUGGGUAAACCCAAUGUUUAGUUUUUCUUGUGAUGCAUUUUGUUAACCUGUGUAAAAACAUUAGAUUUCAAUGUGGUUGUAAAAAAUGCUAUUUUUAUGUGAACUUAAAAGUGCAGCCGCAUACUGUUUUUUAAAAUCACGUUUUACCACUAAUUUCCCAAAGUUAUAAUAAAAUCCUAAAAGUAGAAUUUGCUGUAAAGCAGACUGUUAAAUGAUAGAUUAUAUCGCAUUUUAGGCACUGAAAUUUUGAGGUACAGUAAAUAUAUAAUACAUUUCACUGGGAUGCCUUUUUCAUUUAGGCAGCCUUAGGAACACCAAAAUACAUUAGAAUUCCAGGACUAAGAUGUUGGUGAUAUUACAAAGCAUUCUGAUUAUUUGGGAAGAAACAGCCAAAGUAAUACUGUACAGGCUCCAAGCAGGGGCGGGGGGAGGGGGUGCUGUUACUCAUUGCUUUUUUAUUGAAUGGUUGGAAUCACAUGAUGCACCACACUUACUAAUCUUACAUAACAUUAUUCUAUAGAACUGUUCAAAUGGUGUGUUUAGCUGAAAUAUUUUCUCUGUUCAUUGUCUUUAAAUAGGGCUGAUAGGCUUUAUGUAAAUCCUCAUUUCAUGGUAGUUUUAAUUUUAUACUUAUGUGGGUUCUCGUUUAUUGGGUUUUAAACUAAAAUUGAAAUGGUUUGGAGGAGUUUGAAUAAUGUAUUAAUGAAGAGUUGUAAUCAUAAACUAGCAUUUGCUCAGGUUUCAUUGUUUGUGUGAAGGGUUUUUCCUGUAAUUUGAAAUUUUAAAAGUAUUUCCCGUUCCUUUUGUGGGUCAGGCAUUCUAAAAUUGUAACAUUUUAGCAUGGCAUCAGCAGUGAUGACUACCAUAUAAUGUUAGAUUGGAAGAGAAAAGUAAUGACUAAAUUGUGAAUUUUAGUGCUUUAUAGGUGCCUUUAGAGUCGGCUUUUGCAUUAUAGGGGCUUGUUACAUUCCGGCUAAGGUGACCACUUACAGUUUAUACAGAUCUCAUGUAUAAAUCAACAUUGGGAUAUUAUUAUACAUCCUUUGAGUAAACUCCUUUGAACUUUUCCUCCCUCCUAAAAUGGUGCAUAAUAUAAACAAGACAUGUAGUAUGCAGAUAUCAUUGAUUAGGUAGUUUGUAGUAUAUAAAUUUAGAACAUCUUUUUCAACAAAGGGUGAACUAUUUGCUAGUUUUCCAUUUUCUGUCAGGUACAGGCAAAACAUUUUCAUUUUGGAUGAUCAGAUGCACAACUUUCUAAAUUUAGAAGUUAAAAAUAAUAUAAAUGGCCAUUUCACUCUUGACUGGCCAAAAAUAAGUAAUACACUUUUUUCUUGUGAUUUUUCACACUUAGCAGUUUGAGAGACUAGUCUGUUAAUGCACUAUUUCUAGUGAGAAAUUCUUGUUAUUACGAGCAUGAGAGUGAAAUAGUGUGAAGUGUUGGUGGUGAGUGCUUCUAUCAUAUUACUGUAGGUACUUGGACUGGUGCAAACUUGAUUCCUUUUCAUGCCCCUGUUUGGGAGCUGUUAAAAUUUUACUGUUAAAAAUCCAAAACCAUUCUUUUUCAUAUAAUUAGAAAAUAGCCAAAUUCACUUUAGAGCUUCUCAGCUAUUUAUGAAGAGCUCUUCUGCUUUUAUUGAAAUUCACUAGCAUUAAAUGUAGUAAGAAACCACCUAGCCUGUGUUAUGGACAAAAAAAUCAGUAUCAUGAUAAAAUUGCAUAUGUUAAGAGAAUUCCUAUAGACUUAAAAGUGAUUUAAGUUAGGUUUAAUAGACAUAUUAUACAGGGAGGCAGAUUGGAUGAAUGUCUUGUAGCAGACAAAAGUUUUUAAGCGGUGUUAGACUUGAAUUCAUCAGUUAAUUGUUUGAACGAGGGUGGGUGGGUAGAAGGAAAACAAAAUUACUGUUAGUGUUUCUUAAGGAAAAGAUGUGAAUCCCAGCCUUAUUUCAGGGAAACCUUUGAAGCUAUGAUGGACAUAAGUCUAAAUGUAUGUAUGUUUCAUUAUAUUGCUCUUAAGACUACUGAGGUGGCAGUUUAAUUCUUAAAAACAAUAAAAUGGAAGCAUAAAUACUAUUUUGCCUAGAUGAAUUUUUACGUAAUGAUACAUUUGGGACAAUGCAAGAUUUUUGAUGUUUAUGAUAAAGCUUUCUACAGUAAAAUUAGAUUCAUUAAAAAAAACCCAGCAAGUUGAAUAUUAUAUUUCUUUGAUGGUAUGUUUGUUCAGAAUAUAAUCAGUGUUUGGGGAAAGAUCCUUUGCAAGGACUAGAACAAUAUUCAUUUUGCCCUGUAAAAACCACUUGCUGAAAUUUGUUUAAAUACUGUAACAAAUAGAAAUAUAUUUGAUCAUAUUUUUAAAAACUAUGGAAAGUGGCUAUUCACUAUGAAGUAUACAGAGCUACUUUAAAGUUUUAUUCAGGCCCAUUGAAUAUAUUUCAUCUUU
Fukomys damarensis (Damara mole-rat) is the source of this 4695-nucleotide messenger RNA. RefSeq names its product Cbl proto-oncogene like 1 (gene Cbll1). Gene Ontology annotation, molecular function: ubiquitin protein ligase activity. The transcript has 7 exons. NCBI's taxonomy places the organism in Eukaryota, Metazoa, Chordata, Mammalia, Rodentia, Bathyergidae. The record is from RefSeq and is a predicted model, not a curated record. Gene Ontology annotation, biological process: regulation of cell adhesion; protein ubiquitination. The coding region runs from base 459 to 1946 and encodes 495 amino acids.